Sitophilus oryzae (rice weevil) is the source of this 2029-nucleotide messenger RNA. It is a transcript of the gene EndoB, whose product is annotated as endophilin-B1. Gene Ontology annotation, molecular function: protein binding. The record is from RefSeq and is a predicted model, not a curated record. The transcript is spliced from 7 exons. NCBI's taxonomy places the organism in Eukaryota, Metazoa, Arthropoda, Insecta, Coleoptera, Curculionidae. Gene Ontology annotation, cellular component: cytoplasm. Bases 99 to 1019 code for a protein of 306 amino acids.
AACGUCACUGUCAACAAAAUUAACAAAAAAUUAAAUGUUACUCAAAUUGUAAACAUAAAAACAAAUCGAUUUUACUAAAUUCUAAUAAUAAAUACAUAAUGGAGUUUAAUUUCAAAAAUAUUGUUAAAGACGCUGGAACUGCGUUAAGUAGAGUAGUACAGUUUACUGAAGAAAAACUCGGGAAAUCGGAGAAAACCGAACUAGAUGCACACUUCGAAAACUUAUGGGAACGUGCGGAAAACACGAAGAAGUUUACCGAAAAAAUCGUUAAAAAUACAGAGGCAGUGCUUAUUCCGAAUCCGGGGAAUCGUAUUGAAGAUUAUGUUUAUGAGAAAAUAGAGAAAAAACGACCAUCUAGACUGAGCAAUUUGGAAUAUUUAGGAUUAGAUAUGGUCGAAGCUGGAACUUGCCUAGGACCAGGGACACCUUAUGGUUCUGCCCUGGUAAAAGUUGGUCAGUGGGAACAAAAACUUGGUCAAACCGAGAGAGAUUUCAUUGGAUCGUCAGCAAUUUGUUUUACACAGCCUUUACGAAAAUUCUUGGACACUGAAAUGAAAACUAUAUUGAAGGAACAGAGUAUUUUAGAAAUGAAAAGGUUAGACUUGGACGCUUGUAAAAAUCGGGUGAGGAAGGCAAGAAAUAUGCUAGGUCAAUCCACCGGUAAGGAGGAUGUUGCACCAGAAAUUCUUCUGGAACAGGCAGAAAGAGAUUUAAGAAUCGCCCAAUCCGAAUUCGAUCGGCAAACGGAAAUAACGAAACUACUGUUAGAAGGCCUAAGCUCGUCGCACGCCGCUCAUUUGAGAUGCUUGUACGAAUUUGUUGAGACACAGGCUCGGUUCUAUUCUCAAUGUACCACCAUUAUGACAGAUCUGCAAAGAGAACUGAAUAGUCCGCAUAAAGUAAGUCCAAUGCUUCGCCUCAACAGCGAGGAGUUGGAACCGAUUACCACCAGUAAAUUCGAAGGAUCUUUUACGUCAGUGCCUAUUAAGUCUACCGAAAACACCGAUUCAAAAUUCUAAAGCUUGCUCGCUUUUGUUUCGUUAACUGAAUUGUAAUUUGUAGUUGACCAUUAUUUUUUAUUUGAUUGGUAUCAUUGUGGUACUUCACAGUGACAGCCGAUCCUAAAUUAUCUGGCAAUCGUUAGGCUCUAACUACGUAAAGCCUCGUCUACACAUAACGUCUUAGCUGCCCAGUCAAGACGAAUAAAGUAAAACUUUGUGUGUAGACGAAAAACAGUCUGUUUUAGUCGAAAAAAUAAUAUGGAUAACCGACUUUUAAAAAUCAAAUAUUUUUGAAUAAUUUCACAAAAUAAUGUAAUUAUACAAAAUAGUUUAGAUAUUUAAUCGUUAUUACCAAAUGAUACGAUUAGCUUUAAGGUGCGUAUUCACUAUCCGAACGAACGAACGAACAUUUGUUGGUUCGUUCGGUAGUAGUAUGGACGGGACCGAAUUUUAGAACCGAACGAGUAACAUCUACCCAUUCGUUUUUGAACUCCUUUGAUGUACCGACUCGAAACGGAUGGUCGAGCAAGCGAACGAACGAACGGCCGCAUGCGUUCGGUUCCCCGUCCAAAUAUACCGAAUUCCAUUCGUUCGCUCGUUCGUUCGUUCGGAUAGUGAAUACGCACCUUUAUAUGCUUACAAAUGAAAGUUAAACCACAAAUACAAUUUUUUGUAGUAAAAUUCCAUGUUUAACUUCACCAAAGACUUAUAUUUGAUAAAACAACAGGUAUAGCGUUAUCUGUAUAGACGGGGCUAAAGACAGACUGCUGUCAGUUUUGUAGAAGGUUUUCCGCUUGAUGUGACACGCAAAACUGACAGUUAUACCGAUUUGGUCAUUGACACUAUGCGGUCUGGAUUUUAACGUGUAAAACAGUGAUGUAGACAGCUAAAUGGAAAAUCUAAUGUAUUAAAAUGAGAUAAAAAUUGGGUCGACACAUUUCUUCUAUGCGGUAUUGCCGGAUUUUGCGAAAAAUUGUCAUUUACGAAAAAUGUUGCAUCUAGGGUUGGAACUUUAUUUUUCACUAUUA